AUGCGAUCAACCACAAGCCUCAUAUUAAUCUGCGCUGUUCUCUCACUAAUAACGAAUUUUCCGUCUGGGUAUACAAACGCCACGAUCAACACAGCAGUUGCAUCGGUUGACUGGUACUCCCAAAUUUUCCAGGGAAUCGUGAUCAACUGCUGGUUCAUCGUAAUGGUGUUUGGUGCAGCUGUCACACCAUUUAUAACGGAUACUUAUGGAAGGAAAAUUGGAUACAUCGUGGCUACAGCUAUUGCCACUGUUGCGACCAUUAUCCAGUAUUUGUCAAUCCUUUUCAACAUUCCGGAGGCUUUCGUGCUUGGACGGUCGUUCACGGCAUUCUGCAGUCCCUUGGCGGAUGCAUGUCUUCUGCUUUACCUGCAGGAAGUAUCACCGCUAUCCAUUCGCGGAAUGGCUUCGUUUUUAUGUGAAAUUGGAUAUGGUGCUAUGGUUGUGCUAGGAAUGGUGCUUGGCAUGACGGCUGUGCUUGGGUCUCAUCUGGGUAUACUCGUACUGUUACCUAUUUUUCCGCUGGUGUUAUCACUAAUCUUUCUGGUAUUCAUACCGGAGACCCCGAAAUUUCUAAUGAUCAUGAGAAAUGACAGACGAAAAGCGCUGCGGUCGUUGGAAUUUUUCCGUGGCAGCCAGAAAGAAAAUGAACAGCUUCUCGAUUUAUACGAGCGCGAGAAGCUCCAGGGAAUAUCACAGGAGCGAUCAACACUCAAGAUUUGCGAAACAUGGAAUUUAAGGCAAGCUGUGUUCUUGGCAGUCUCCGUGCUUUUUCUAACGUGGUCGUUUUAUCCUAUGCUAACGUCAUCAACUGUAUUCUUGAAGGAAUCUAGUAUUCACAGAAAUGCGGCCGAACUGAUCUCUUCAUUGUUAAUGGUCGUUUUUACAAUUUCCUCCGUCAUUGGUUCUUCUUUUGUGGACAAGUACCCGAGACGUUUCCUUGUGCUGUUCUCCGGCAUAUUAAGCAACUUCUUCCUCGUCUUAUUUGCCGUGUUCUCGUUGCUGGCACGCAUGAGUGUUUGGAUUAGAUACGCAUGCAUAGCAUCAGCAAUAUGCUACUGCAUUUCAUUUGGUAUGGUGCUUGGUCCUGUGUCAUGGUUUGUCGCACCAGAGCUAGUGCCAGUUAAAUACAAAUCAUUGGUGUUCUCGCUGUGUUUUGGCGCAAACAAUGUUUUCAUAGCUAUCACCGACUUUUUAGCUAUCGUACUCUUUCAGAAGUAUGGCGCCAUCGUCUUCAUUCCACUCUUUACCAUACCAUCAUGUGCCUGUCUUGUGUACAUUUACCUAUAUCUUCCGGAAACCAUGGGCAAAGAAAUCGAAGAAAUUAUCAGGGAAAUGUUUGUCAUGGCAAAAAAGUCGCCGAUGACAGAAGGAAAUUCUCAACGGGUACGGCCAAAUAGUGACGUCUUUGCAACACAAUCUUCUUCGAUCGUUUCGCCCUGA
This is a messenger RNA of Haemonchus placei, 1440 nucleotides long. The record is from the annotation of a GenBank genome assembly. Lineage: Eukaryota; Metazoa; Nematoda; Chromadorea; Rhabditida; Trichostrongylidae.